UCUUCUGAUAAAGUCUCCAAAUUAAGAAGACAAAUUCCGUGCACUUUUCGCUCACUUCAACUCCUCUCGAGACAUUUCAAUCAAAGGCAUUUACGAUGCAAGGCGUCAUCAAUAAUAUUAAGAGUGUCGGGCUUGGCGUUGCCGAGUAUUUGACUCCAGUUUUAUCGGAAUCAAAAUUUCGCGAAACAGGAGUUCUAACGCCGGAAGAAUUUGUCGCUGCAGGCGAUCAUCUUGUCCAUACAUGCCCAACGUGGUCUUGGUGCAGCGGAGACGAGUCAAAGAUAAAGUCAUACUUACCCAAAGAUAAGCAAUUCUUGAUAACGCGAAAUGUCCCGUGUUACCGUCGUUGCAAACAAAUGGAGUACAAUGGCGAGGAGAAGCUCGUCGAGGGCGAUGCUGAUGGCAUGGGCGAAUGGGUUGAGACAUAUAACGACGAUGAGGCGCAAGUGAACGAAGUCGAGGAAAAAGUGUACGAAAUGACGCUGGACAGCAGUAAAAUUGACGAAAUCCAGGGAACAUCGAGUAAUGACGCUGCAACAACUUCCGCUGCGAACGAAGAUGAUGACGAAGAAGCUCUUGACAUGGAAGAUUACAUUGACAGCGGCUUAAUUGACGAAGUUGAUCCGAGUGCGGUAGUUGUGCCGCAACAACCGGAAAGUAGUAAAGCCAGUAAAACGCCCGAGACGGAACAAGACUCUAUUUUGCGUACGAGAACGUAUGAUCUUCACAUCACCUAUGACAAAUAUUACCAAACGCCGCGACUUUGGGUCGUUGGCUACGAUGAAAAUCGCAAAAAACUCAGUGUCGAUCAAAUGUACGAAGAUGUUAGUCAAGAUCAUGCCAAGAAAACAGUUACCAUGGAAACGCAUCCUCAUCUUCCGGGAGGACCAAUGGCUUCGGUGCAUCCGUGCAAACACGCCGACAUCAUGAAAAAAAUUAUUUCAACCAUGGAAGAGGCGGGCAAAGAGCUGGGCGUGCACUUUUAUCUCAUCAUCUUCCUAAAAUUCGUAUCCACAGUCAUCCCAACCAUCGAGUACGACUUCACACAGAACUUUGAAAUGUAAGAAAA
Messenger RNA from Culicoides brevitarsis, 1069 nucleotides. It is a transcript of the gene Atg3, whose product is annotated as ubiquitin-like-conjugating enzyme ATG3. Gene Ontology annotation, cellular component: cytosol; phagophore assembly site. Gene Ontology annotation, biological process: nucleophagy; autophagy of mitochondrion; autophagosome assembly. NCBI's taxonomy places the organism in Eukaryota, Metazoa, Arthropoda, Insecta, Diptera, Ceratopogonidae. The record is from RefSeq and is a predicted model, not a curated record. The transcript is spliced from 2 exons. Gene Ontology annotation, molecular function: Atg8-family ligase activity. Bases 96 to 1064 code for a protein of 322 amino acids.